Molecule: messenger RNA, 1691 nt
Organism: Panicum hallii
Lineage: Eukaryota; Viridiplantae; Streptophyta; Magnoliopsida; Poales; Poaceae
Product: rho GTPase-activating protein 2-like
Exons: 5
Coding region: 1-1437 (478 amino acids)
Biological process (GO): signal transduction
Molecular function (GO): GTPase activator activity
Source: RefSeq, a predicted model, not a curated record
AUGGUCGAGGUGGUGAUGGCGCCCGGCUGCGGCGGCGGGGGCGGUGGGGGAGGCGAGGGGAAGGCGGAGGAGGGGCAGCAGCAGGGGCAGGGGCAGGUGCUGGCGCUGGUGCUCGCCGCGCUCCGCAAGUCGGUGGUGCUGCCGUGCCAGAUGGCGGACGCCGACGACCCCGCGGGGGCGUCCUGGGGGAUGGAGAUCGGCUGGCCCACCGACGUCCGCCACGUCGCGCACGUCACCUUUGACCGCCUUCACGGCUUCCUCGGCCUCCCCGUCGAGUUCGAGCUCGAGAUCCCCGGCCAGGUCCCCAGCGCCAGCGCGAGCGUGUUCGGGGUGUCGCCGGAGUCGAUGCAGUGCGGCUACGACGACAAGGGGAACUCAGUGCCCAAGAUCCUCCUGCUCAUGCAGGAGCGGCUGUACGCGCAGGAUGGACUCAAGGCAGAGGGCAUCUUCCGGAUCACCCCGGAGAACAGCCAGGAGGAGCAUGUCAGGGAGCAGCUCAACAGUGGUAUCGUGCCUGACGAUAUCGACGUGCAUUGCCUGGCCAGUUUGAUCAAGGCCUGGUUCAGAGAACUCCCUGAGGGUGUGCUUGACAGCCUCUCACCUGAGCAAGUCCUUCACUGCAACACAGAGGAGCAGUGCAUUGAGCUCGUGGAGCUUCUUCCACCAACUCAAGCUGCACUUCUUCAUUGGGUCGUAGAGCUCAUGGCUGAUGUUGUUGAGGAAGAGGAGUCAAAUAAGAUGAAUGCGAGAAAUGUUGCCAUGGUUUUUGCACCUAAUAUGACACAGAUGUCCGAUCCGCUGACUGCUCUGAUGCAUGCUGUUCAAGUCAUGAACUUGCUCAAGACCUUGAUUCUCAAAACACUUCGGGAACGUGACGAUGAUGAUGCAGGAGCCUAUUCAUCAUUUUCAUCUUCAUCAUCUUUAUCUGAAGAAAUCGAUGAGGAGGGUCAUGACCAACAGGAUGAUGAAAAUGAUAGUGGCAGUGAGAACUGUAACUGCGAUGAUCACAAAAGACCAAAAGAUAUUGACAAGGCUGCUGCACUAAGAGUCGACAAUGAACAGCUAAUUGGUGCGUCCAGGAGGCACACGUCAAUUGACUGCCAUUUGCCUUUCAUUGGAUUUGAAAAUGACAAUGAAGACACGUCGCUGGAUGAUAUUGAAGAAUGUUUCUUAAGAAGGCUAGAAUGGAAAGCUGUGAGGGAAUGUGUUGCUGAAGACAACAUUAGCAGUUUUCCUGCAGCCAAGGAAGAGGCAGAUCAGCUGAGCUCGUCUGAAAGUAUUACAGAAGGUAGUAACACAACUGUUGAAAACAGAGACGUGACAAGCAAUGCCAUUGAUGUAACUAUCAAUGAGCUGAGGCAAAUGGAAAUCAGAAUUGAAAUGACGGAUACAGAGGUAAGAAAUGCUACAAAAGGCGAGCUAAUUCUUUGCUCAUAAGCUAUCGUCACAAGGGCGCUGGUUGUCUUUCAUGUAAGUUUAUGUGAAGUUGUAAGUCGGUUCUUGGCAGUCCCUCAGUCAACACGAGACUAGAGAACUUUGUCCUUGUAAUAUUCUUCGCACGCUCUCGAGCAUGAGCUGCGUAGUUGAGUAGUUGUGUGGUUUAAUUGAAGCUGAAACAACCAGUUUCUAGCUAGUUGGACCUCGGUAAACUAUUCCAGAGACCUUUGUUGAAAAGGUUUCAAACCUUGCAA